UGAUGUCUAACCAUCUGUUGUUAUCACUGUUUAGGACGUGUUUCUGAUGAUAAGACGCAAGAAGAUGACUGUCUUCUUGGACGCCAAAGAGACCACUUCUGUCAUCGACUUGAAGCGAAUGAUCGCCGGAAUCACGAAAACACUUCCAGAGAAUCAAAGACUUUUCAAAGACGAUGAGGUGAUGGACGACCGGAAGUCACUGACGGACUAUAACCUGAACCCCACGACAGCCAAAGCGCAGUCGCCGGCCACCAUCGGCCUGUCCUUCAGAGACGAGAACGGGAGGUUUGAGACGCUGGAGAUCACGUCGCUGUCAACGCCACCGGAACUGCCAGAUGUGAUGAAGUCUCCAGAAACUCAAUGUCAAACUCACGAUCAAAGUGUCAAUUGAUUGCUGAACACCAGAAAAGCUGACAUUUUUAGCAUUACUUAUGAAUUGUUUAAUCCUUUUCGAUGAAUGCCUACUAUUUUCGUCAUUAAUACUAACAACACGUCUAUUAAACACAAAAAAGUAUUCAUAAAAAUUUAAUUUCAAUUACUAUUAAAACCGUUUUUUGUUUUUACCAUUAUUUAAGAUCUAAUCAUAUUUUUAAAGCUAGAAAACGUAGACUAAAUUUUUUCAAUUAAAAUCUCUUUUAUGAAUGCUUUCAAUCAAUAAGUGAUAACUUUGUAAUCCAGUGCUUAAAAUAACGCAAUUUGGGUUCA
Messenger RNA from Oppiella nova, 705 nucleotides. The record is from the annotation of a GenBank genome assembly. NCBI's taxonomy places the organism in Eukaryota, Metazoa, Arthropoda, Arachnida, Sarcoptiformes, Oppiidae.